This is a messenger RNA of Melanotaenia boesemani (Boeseman's rainbowfish), 9775 nucleotides long. RefSeq names its product leucine zipper protein 1 (gene luzp1). The record is from RefSeq and is a predicted model, not a curated record. The transcript is spliced from 8 exons. The coding region runs from base 558 to 3986 and encodes 1142 amino acids. Lineage: Eukaryota; Metazoa; Chordata; Actinopteri; Atheriniformes; Melanotaeniidae.
CAUUGUUAAGGACGCGGUGGAAUGUGAUGGUUUGAUCUCAAACGGACCAGGGAGGGGAAUAUCCGAGAGGAAAGGACCAACGAAAGGGUUUGAGGUAACGGCAGAAAAAAAAACCCCCCCCCCCCGUCGCCUCCAACUCUGGUUUUGUCUGAGAAUAUGUGGAUGAACUUGUCCCGGACGCUUCGGCUGCAGCGAAUCCCACCGUCCGCAUGAGCCCGACCCGUUUCAAGUUGCGGAUUUACCGCUGCUGUUUUCUGACCCUGCGGUGGAGUCGCUAAGGAUGGAGGGUUUGUUGGAGGAGCUUUACCCGCUUAUAACAAAAAGAUACAUCGAAAAUAAAAUACCAGAUGUGUCUGCUUAACACCACAUUGAGGAAAUUUUGAAAUCUUAAAGACUCAGUUGGGAAAACGCAACAAGACAGAGAAAAUAGCUUUUCCUGCAGAGCCUUAAAGACUUGCUCGCACUACCACACAGAUGUGGAACCCUGGACAUUUUGUCAUCAAAUAACCUGGAAGACGACACAAACCCAACAAAAUACGCUACGAAAGUUUGCAGCCAUGUCUGAUCAUAAAGACAUGACCCAUCGCCACCUGAAGCACAAGCUACAGAGUCUUGGCCGAAGACUGGAUGAACUGGAAGAAGCAACAAACAAGCUCCAAAAGUCGGAGGAUGAGCUGCUUGACCUGCAGGACAAGGUCAUCCAAGCAGAGGGCAGCAACUCCUCACUUCUUGGUGACGUGGAAACGCUGAGGAAACGUCUUUUGAAGAUCCAGGGUAAAGAUGAGGAGGUACGCAAAGCUGAGGACCUGUGCCGCACAGUUAGAGAGAAACUGGAAGAGGAGGAGAACCUUACAAAGGAGCUAAAGGCUGAGAUUGAACGUCUGCAGCGGAGGAUGGCAGAACUGGAGAAACUGGAAGAAGCUUUUGCUAAAAGCAAGUCUGACUGCAGCCAACUCUGCCUUAGCCUCAAUGAGGAGAAGAAUGUGACCAAGAAGCUCUCAUCUGAGCUGGAAACGCUAAAAGCACGUUUGAAAGAGAUGGAGGGUUCAGAAACAAAGCUGGACAGAGCAGAGCAAGCUUUGGCUGUGGAGCUUGAGAAACUCAAGGGAUUCACUCAGGCCUUUGUGAGUGAGCGUAAGAGGCUGUUGGAGAAGCAGCGAGAGGAUGAGAAGCUCAUUCUAAAGCUGAAAGAAAAGCUGGACCACCAGAAGAACCGCCUCGGCAUGUCGACAGACCCUGGUCAUGCAGAUCUCAUGAGGUCAAGAAUUGAGGAUGAACUGUCAUCCACAGGGCUCUUUUCAAGUAAACUGCCCGGAUGCAAGAAGAGCUUUGAUUACUUAAAACUGGCUGAUGAGAACAUUGGUAUUGUCAACAAAUCUGAGAAUGAGAAGAACAGCAGUCUUGAUGGCUCUCAAGAGGAGGACAACAAAGCAAAGGAGCUGACGCUAGAAAUAGAGAGGCUAAAGAAUCGCCUUAAACAGCUGGAAAUAGUGGAAGAGGAUUUGAAGAACUCUGAGUCCAAAAAUGGUGAACUUCAUGAGAAGUUCCAGAUGGAACGAAACCGAGUUCGCCUACUCAGCGAGCAGGUGGAACAGCUAAGGACGCAGCUGUGCGGAAAAGGUGGAAUUGGGGGGAAUGGAAUUGGUAACAUGGAUAAAGAAGGCAAUGAAAGCACUAACAUUUGUCUCAACAGCCCUGUUAAGGUCCUGGAGAAUGGCAAAGCUGAUAAUGAGGAGAUCACUGUGAAGGGAAGUUACAGACAUGAGAAGCCUAAAUAUAGAAGUGCUGCAACUGUCUCAGAACCAAGCUCCCCCAAGCACAGGAACAGGGAGCUCUCUCCUCAGCAUAAGAGAGAAACCAAACUGAGAAGCAAGGAGCUCAGUCAAUCUGAGGAGAGUUCUCCAAAGUCUGUUAGGAGAGCUCUCAGUCCUGCUCACAAGAGCAGAAGGACGCCUAAAACCCCAGCUGCUACAUUUUCUUCUGAUAAUGGAAUAAGAGAGACUCCUCGAGUUACUGAGGAAAAGACAAGAGGAGCCUCAUACACCUCUGUACAUGCAUCUACUGAUGUUAAGAAAGUGUCUGUACUUAGUCGCUACCCUCCAGCAGCUAAUGACCACAAACCACAGAGGACAGCGCUUAAGCAACCUGAUGGGGAGAUAAAAAAGAGCAGAGAAAAGUUUUCAAAACUGUAUGUAGGUAGUGAUAGUGAGUCAAACAACUCUGAUGUAGUACCUGACAGCUCCUGCAACAUCAACAACAGCUCUGCACUUGAGAAGGAAACAGUUUCUGUCUCUGAUCAGGAAUCAGUGGAUCAUGUUCAAGAAUCUGUCUCUGUAUCUGUGGCAUCCACCCUAUCCAAAGCUAAUGGAUCUUACACGGCCUACAGAUCUCACAUUACUCCACUGCUGCCCAAUGAUCACGGGUCCGAGGGUCAUUCCUCUGCCUCUGAAACAGAAUCUACGAGCUCCAGGCCUUCUGAACCAGAACCAGUAACUGAGACAACUAGUACAACUGUAAGCACUAGAACUGCAUCCUCUAGGUAUGUUAGACACCCUCAUGUCCAUGACUCACAUUCAGAGGGCUCCUCUUCUAGGAGCUCAUUUGAUGAGGAGUUGCACACCAGGACCCAGUUAGCUGAGGGGGGUCAUCAGGGACCGGUGCAUACUCCAUCAGCAAUUGAGAUCCAGCGAGUGUGCAGCCCUCGAGAAGCGCUUAGGUCAAAAGCCGUCAUCAAGCCAGCUAUUGUUGAGAUUGACAGGAAGGAAGUAAUGAUUUCUGAACCUUUGUCUACAAAUGGCAAACCCAAGAUCUCCACCAAGCCCAUUGUGACUACCACUAGUAAAAUGACCAGUAGUAUAACCAUCUACCCCAAUGACCCAAGCUCUUCCAGAACUAGCAGUCGCAGCAGCAGCGUCUCCAGUGAACCCCUGUCAAUCAAAGAGCGCCACACAUCUACCAGUAACAUCCUCAUAGGCCCCAGCAGUGACCACCAUGGCAGUAUUUCCGUCCCAUAUGAGAUCUCGAUACCCAAGAGUGAGAUCACAUUGCGGCCGUGCCAGGACCAGAACUGUGGGACAGAUAACCACAAUGACUCCUCAUCAAGGUCCAAACUUCACAACACUUCCAGGGUGGAGACCACCACUAGCCACCUGUGCUGCCAACGCAGCAAUUUUAGCCUCCAGUCUGCAGACACCACCUCUGCAGACUUCAAUGACACAGAAUCGGGUUUUGAGAGUAGCAGCAGCACAACCACAGUCACCAGCUGGAGAAGCCAAAGACAAAGCCAGCCCUCCCCAGAAGACAGUUUACCAGACAUGAAGAAUGUGACCAUGAGAAGCACCUGGAGGAACCGAGGCGCCACGUCAGUGGAUGAGGCUGGUCGAGGACGAGGGGGCACAAAAGCAAUGAUGGAUGGUGGAUCUGAGGAUGAAGCAGAGGCUGCAACAACAUGGAGGGCAUAUCGUGCAACCACCUUUGACACAGAGGAAACUGUAAACAGCGGUGCAGGCGCUGGUGUGAGUUCAACAGCUCAGAAGGGAACCAAGCCUUCCCCUGCAGAGGUGUACAUGCGUAGGAUCACCAGCUCUGUUACAAACACUAAAGAAGCUGAGGAACCACUGUAUCGCAGAGGCAGGCGAUCUCAGUCUCCCACUGUUGAACCUGGAGGCUUGGGAAGAACUUUACCUCAUGCACCUGUUACUUCUCAGUCCUGGAACCGAUCCUACACACAACCACCACCGGGCACAGAUAGCCUAGACCCUAAUCCGAUCCCAAGCCGCAGCCCGGCCUCUUGGAGACGACAGUUACCCACCAGUGAUCUGCAACACCUGGGGAGCUCUUAUGACAGGUUGUCUAAGACAGCAGGAGCCUCUUCCAGAGGAGGGGAGCCAUGGUCUAGUCGAGGACAAGGGUCAGGGGCCAGAGCCGAGGGGAGGAGCGGAGCGGGAAGUAGACCGUGGAGUCACCGUCAGUCUGAACAUCAUUAGACCAGCUGGGUCCGAACAGAACUUCUAUAACAGGAAGACUGCACUCAAUUAAGCUCUCACUGACAGAAGGAGGGCCAGACACCAGUUUUUCAUCAACUAAUGGCCAUACAUACAACCCCCAUCUCCAACAUCUGCAGCUUUUGCAACAAGAAUAAAACUACAAACCACAAACCUGAUCAUGAGUGUGCACCUAGAUCCUGGAGAGCUGGUGCCCGUGCGGUGCCUGAGAGAUCACCCCACCAGCCCACGUUUUCUCUUCUGCUUCUUGUGUUGGAUGUAUUAUAGUGUAACCCUAAAACUUGACAAGGGAGAGGCUGGCGUGCUGGGAAGGACUGAAGAUUUCCCUGCGUGCCAGACAGUUUUUAAAUGGAAGAAGAGUGACUCAUGAAAGUGAGAAUGCCUUUGUCAGAGAAACAUUACUGUAGUCUCAGUGGAGUUGGAUGCGUCGCUAUUGCUUCAACCUUUGUUUGUCACUGAAAGAGACAAACUUGAUCUGCAGUCAGUAACAGUGCUGGUUUAACAAAGCAUCUGCAUCCCACAGGGCUGGAUUGUCACAUAGAAUUCUUCAUAAAACCAAAAGAUCUCUACUUUAAAUGUGACCAAAAACAGGAAGCGAAUUACCAUGUUAUCAGAUUUCUGUUUUCUUUAUCAUCCUGAACUCAUAUCAGUUUAGAAACUGUAUACCAGCCAUGCAUACAUAUCCACAAACAACAAGCAGACACAUGCAUAUUUUCAGUGUAGGGUUAUUUUUAACCUAUGUGGCCACUUUCAGGCGUACAGUGACCUCAAAGUGGUUUUAAUUAGGGCUCUUAGAUAUUGAGUGAACAUUUGCAUGUUUCAAAGUAAUAAAUGAAAAGCACUUGAAUGGUUAUGACGCAGCAUGCCCUUUCCUUGAAAAACAAGAAAAAGUUGUUGGUUUGCCACAUUUUAGAAGCAAACACAACAUUUUUGUCAAACUGGGACCUUAGAUAUGUCUUUUAUUGUGUGUGUUAUUUUGAUUCUCUGUAAUUCGCUUCCUGUUCUGCAUCAUCCUUUCCCUUUCUUCCCAACCAUGUCAAGUAACAAAAAUGUAGAUUGCACGGAAUGAAAUGCAACACACAUAUGUAGGAAAAUAACCUCAAGCCAUGAUACAAGUUUGAGGUUGUGGUGGUGCUUUGCUUCACAGCUGAAGCAACAGUCCUCAUUCAUGUAUUCUGAGAGGGGCAUAAAAAAUUGAGUUUGUGCUAACAAACAUUGGACUUUGGAUUAUCAGCAAACCUGGCCUAACAGGGGGGUGAUUUUCUUUUUUUUCUGUGCUGUAGUAAAUACUGUGUAGUCAUAGGAAAGACUGACGGGGUUGGACCUCUAGCAAGGAAGUGACAGUCCAGCCCUUAUGUGACUGGAUUCGCCGUGCGAAUCGUCCCAGAUUCUUUCUUUUUUUUUUGUCUAUAGAGGUGUAAAACAUUGUGACAUCAUAAAGCAUCAACUUGAGUUGGUGUGUUGGAGCAAUUUCUCAUUGGCAGGAGCCACUGCAGCAGUGAGAGUGCCAUAGAACAGAUUUAGCCACUGGCCAGUAAUAGAAGAAGGUGUUUUUUGUUUGUUUUUGUUAAGAUGAAAUGGUGCAUGUCUAUGACAGAAACCUUGCGGAUAUUUUUAAAUUUUUCUGUAAUUUCCUUCAAAAGUUUUCUGCUAGAUUUUAUAAUGGCUCCAAAAGUUUGUCGGGCGAUGUCAGCUAUGAUCCCAGAACAAAAGUUUCUGAAUGUUACAAAGGAAUGCGGCUGAGAAUGACAAGUUACACACACCUGCAUUCUCAGUUUGUUCAGUCUGCUAAUGUUCGAAGUAACACAAGUGUUACUAUGACAACCCUGAACCUUGUUCUGAAUCUGAUGAACAACGAUUGAAGCUUGCUCUACAUCUGCCUCUGCUGUUGUGCUGUUUGGUGCUGUGCUUUAUUGGACCCUGGUGCAGAUAAUCUGAUUCAGCACAUUUCCCAGUUUACCUGCAUUCUACCAGCCACCAACUAGCUGUAAUAUUUAUUAUUCCCCAUAUAUAUUUACCAGAGGCCUGCUUGGUGGUAGGAGCCCAGCCUGUUGCCACUUUGUCACUUUACUUUUUAUGCAAGCAGGAGAUUAUAUGUACUCCAUCUGUCCUCCAUGCAGUGUCUGUAGAAAUGCCAGUCAUCAUGAUGUAGAAAUAGUCAGAGACGAUGACUCGAAUGAGGAGUUUGCUUGGUCCAAACUCAGAAAUGUUCUUUAUUAAACAAAAAUAACAUUUCCACUCAUGAUUAUUUCUAUUAUGUAUACAAAUAUCUACACCACAUGCAUCUGUGCCUUGAACAGAAACCCAGUGGUAAACUAUCCCUACAAAAAUGACUUGAUACUUAUUGUAAGUUAAGGUUUUGAUUUGUUUCUACUUUUUCUACUUGGAGCAUUGUGAUAUAUUGUAAAAAUAAGGGAACUCCUCCCACAGGGAUGUCAAAACAAGGAUCUUUGAGGACGAUUUUUUUUUCUUUUUCUCUAAACAAAAGAAUAACCUUUUUUAAGGAAAUGUACACACCACCACCCAAAAAGCUACCCCCUGCAUUUGACUGUCCAAGUAGCAGAGUGUCGUAGCCUCAGAAAGAAUCUCCAUGUGGUCUCUUCAUGGCUGCUGCUGGCUUUACGAUAGAAAAAAAAAAGAAGACCAGGCAUGCUGUUAAAAGCUCUCAGUCCAUGUGCCAAGAUCCGAUGGUCAUUUGGUCUGUCUACACUCUCUUUGUUACUGUUUCUACCACCACUCUUUGCAUGUAACAAGAUGUGCCAAUCUCUCAUCUUUUAAACCAGUUCCAACUUUGCUUUUAGGGUUUUUGAGUGGCCAAGUGUUUCUUUCAACCUCCAUCUUCUUCUGUUUCUCUGCAUUUUCCUUGAAUUCUCAUUUCCCAAAAAGCAGAACCUUGGCCUCAGACGACAGUGAUAUGUGUUGUUGGUUCAGAGAGUUGUUUUAUUGAAGGCCAGGGGCCUGUCACCAGAUCUUGACGGGCAGCUCCCUGGGUAGCAGAAAAGUCAGAGGUCAGGGCUUCAUCUAAUCCUGCCUCUACGUCUUGACUCAGGGCUUCUAAAUACAGAAGAGGAGAAGACGGACAGCUUGGCUGAGAUGUCUACUUUGUGGUUAAUUAAAACACACAAGGGUAUUGCAUGUCCAGUUUUGUCUGUGAUCAUGUUGCCAGAGAUGCAUGUGGUCUUCUGUGUGUGUGUGUGUGGUGUUGUCACUGUCAGCAAGCGUUCUUGUUUAAGGCUCAGCGUGCUGCAUUGGACGCUACAGCAGAUCCCAGAGAAAGAAAGCGGUUUAAAAAUGUACAUACGUGGCUGAAAGAUAGUUUUCUUACAAGCUGAUAUUGCAGAGGAGCAAAACGACUGCAAGCAGCUACUAGGUGACGCCAACCAUGCUGCCCUAAAGUUUUGUGUCACCUGUUUUUCUCCAUCCUAUAUGUGACACUCUACUAUGCAGACAGCCCUGUAGUGUCACCCUUCCUCACAAUUAAGGACUACUCUCUCUCUCCUUCGUGUAUUCCUCUUUAAACACAUUUCCUUUUGAAAUUUCUUCGCCAUCCUUAACUUGAAAAGAGGAUUGAAGUCAGGGGGUUCCAGGAAGAGUCCACCUGUCAGAAACUAAAGGUUUUAUGACCCAUUGGAGGGCUUUCCUCCUGGAUAUAGGGGUUCAAAGCAGGCAGGGCUUCUUAAAGGGCAAAGUUGAAACUCCAUCCUCUGCUAUGCACAGCGCCUUUCUUCCUUACAAGGCCCCCAUGUACACUAACACCUCCGCUUACCCUGCUGUACAUCCACACCGUCCAAUGAAACCCGGCUGGGCGCUGUGUGCCAAGAUGAAGACCAGCUGUGACUUCCAUCUAUAUUUUGCACAAAAUGCCACCACUCUAAUGUGAUAAGUCUUUUUUGAUGUUUUCAUUGGUGAGAGUUGGUAUGGUGCUGACAUGAUGGAAUGUACUGAUUAGUCAUCCGGGACUUUACAGGUUUCCAGACUUCUAUGGCGUUUGUGGCACUGUGAAGAAAUGGCUUUGUUCGCCGGAGUUAUGGCAGUUUUAAAGAACACAUGCUGAUUCAGAGCACUGGUAGAAUAGCUGCUGUGGUUUUAAGAUUAUAUUGGACAAGGCUGGUGAUGCUAUGAGAAAAGGAUGUAGAGAACAGAAAGAAAAGAGGUUGCUUCAUACUCAUCAAAUAGCAAGAGUUAUAGAAAGCAUCUACAGGUGUGGUGAAGAACAUAAAAACAUCUGUUAUUUACAGAUGUUUGUUUUUUUUUUAAUCCCAUCCCCCCUUUUUAAAGAGUAGACUAGAAUGUACUUAGUGCAGAUUGGAGUGGUGAGGCAGAAAUUACUCCCAGUACUGAGCAGGCGCUUAUCUUCCAAUGCCUCCAUUGUAAAGCUGGGGUCAUGAUGUCAGAGGGUGGCAUAGGCCGUAAUCUGCACUUAACCAGCACUUAACUUAAAGACCUCAAUUGACUAAUACCCCCAAAGAGCCCCCCCCCCCCUUGUUAAAAAGUUUCCUCUUUUGUGCCCCAGAAUUGUAUUUAAUAACUUUUUGCAGAAUGUAAUAAAGUCAAAUGUGUCGUUUACGUUGUUUUUGUUUUUGCACCAGCCCCAUUGGAGUAUUUAAAAAUCAUUUCACAAAGGAAGACUGGCGUACAGGCAGCCAAGGAAUUGUGUUUGAUAUAUGUUGAGGUAUGGCACCGUGUUUAUGUCUUAGCCUUCAAACAUUGUGCCAAAAUCAUUCCACAGUAUUUACAGUUUACAGUCGGAGACAGUUCCAGUGUUUCCCCCUGAUGGUCACCCUGUUUCCAAGAUGCUGAAAUAAAGGGGAGAUUUUCACUUUGAGGGUUUUCUUUUGUUUUCUGCUAAUGUGUGUUUUUAUUUCUUUGUUAAACAAAAGAUGUCUUAUUUUAGAAUCUAUAUUGGAUAGAUUUUUUUAUUUAAGGAAAAUCUUGUAAUUUUGUAAAGUGGGCCUUAUUAUUGAAAUAUAUUAAAUAUUUGUCCAUUUUGAUUUUAUGAUUGAUAUUUUUUUGCAAGGUAAUGUUUCUUCAUCAGUGCUAUUACACUCCUGGAGAGUUCCUCUUCCUGUGUUUUGUGUUUAGUAGUUUAACAUGAGACAUGUCUCACAACCUGGACAUGAUGACACACUUUGGAUCAGAGAGGGAGAAGCCAGCGUUGCCAUAGUCAUUGAAUAAUGAGAGUUAUGUGUAUUUUUAUCAGGGCUGAGCAGGUCUGCGGGGCUGAGUGGUUUGCCACGUGUUGUCCCAUUUAAACGGGAGCCAGUCAGUACUGCCUUGUCGCUGCUCUGCUUUCCCUCAUAAAUUCAGGGUUUGUACAUCUUCUGCUCAGUAUGUUUGUAUGUGCUGCCAAAGAAAGAAGCAUGCAGCCCCCCCCCCCUUCCCACACAUGUAUAUAUGUAAAACGCACACAAAUAAUCUAACAGGAAACGAGAAUUUAAAGAAGAUAUUUUUACUGGAUCUAUUCUUUUCUCCUCUCAUCCACAGAUAGUUUCUGGCCUGCACAAUCAACGGUUUUAAUAGCUGAGCUUUUCUAAAUUUGUGGGCAGAUCAGGAGGUGUCCAACACAAAAAUGUAUUAUUGAUUAUUUCAUCUCAGUGUGUCAGCAAAGCCAGGUGGACUGUGUUUUGUUUUUUCUUUCAAAUUUUAGAUUUAAUUCAUUGUGCAUGUUUUAACCUUACUGUGGCUGGCGCACUCUGCAUGUAGGUCUCUUAAAGCUGCCAACUGUACAGCAGACCGUAUGUAUUCCAAUAAAAAUAAAAACCGACCUGUUU